AUGGAAAACAGCUCUCAUACACUGCCACACUUGUGCCCCUCUCCCGCCACUAUCAGAGGGCCUCUGCCGUUGUCCUCCUCACCCCAGCAUACCUCCUCAAAUGGUCGCAUUUCACUGCCACUUUCGCCUAUCUCUUUCCCGCCAUCCCCAGCCUCAUUUUCUCCAGCAACAGCAGAGUCUGUUCACUCCUGCUCCCCUCUUUCACACUUUACAGUGUCUCAUUGCCUCGAAGGACAAAGCCUAGCUGACCAAGAUGACCUCACCUGUCUCAACUGGCUGCAUCAGAGAGGGGAUCUGCUGCCACUGCAGCCCCUCACCAAAAUGACACCGCUGCCUCAGCAGGAGCCCUCCGUGGCUUCCCAGCUUCUUCCCGCUGCUUCGUCCAAGCCGCCGUACUCCUUUAGCAGUCUGAUUUUCAUGGCAAUAGAAGAUUCGCCACAAAAGAGGCUUCCAGUGAAGGACAUCUACGAAUGGAUUGUGAACAAUUUCCCCUACUACAGGACGGCAACGGGUGGCUGGAGGAACUCUGUCAGACACAAUCUGUCUCUGAGCAAGAGCUUCAGACGCAUUCAGAGGGACAAGAGCCAGGUGGGUGUGCAGUCAGUGGGGAAGGGAUCGCUGUGGUGUGUGUGUCCAGAGUACCGGCCGGCGCUCCUAGAAGUGCUCAGGAAGACCCACAGUUAUCACAGCAACAACAGCAACCUGUUACACAAGCCUGCACUGUUGGAGGGAGAAAGCUACAAGAUGCCUGCUGAGUGUGAUUCGAUGGAAAUAUUAGAUCCUCUUUCUCACACCCUCCUCCUGUCUACUGCCGAUAGUCCGAUUUUAGCCGAAAACCCGCUGUGCCUUCUGACCCCGGAUCACGAGGAGCUCGUCACCAUGGAGUCUGUGGAAUACCAGCAGGAGGAAGUGUGUGAAGACAUGGAGAAGGACCCCCUGUCUGACAGCGGCUACAUCGAGCUGCACUAUUAUGAGUCUCAGCAGUACCAGUACCUUGUGCUGCCGGACGACACCGAGCUCGACCUGGAGACCGUGGAGAUCCUGCAGCUUGAUGCCGAGGCCCAGGAGGCUGCCGGGUCACUGCUGGACCUCGCAGGUGGUGGAUAUUAGUUCAGAUCCUCAAAGAAACCCUCCUGGGAUGACAACACUGCCCUAUAGCCUGUUUACUGCCCUGUAGUGAUAUUACAGUAA
Molecule: messenger RNA, 1191 nt
Organism: Pelmatolapia mariae (spotted tilapia)
Lineage: Eukaryota; Metazoa; Chordata; Actinopteri; Cichliformes; Cichlidae
Product: forkhead box protein N2
Exons: 4
Coding region: 1-1110 (369 amino acids)
Biological process (GO): regulation of DNA-templated transcription
Cellular component (GO): nucleus
Molecular function (GO): DNA-binding transcription factor activity; cis-regulatory region sequence-specific DNA binding
Source: RefSeq, a predicted model, not a curated record